Malaya genurostris is the source of this 664-nucleotide messenger RNA. RefSeq names its product dihydrofolate reductase (gene Dhfr). Gene Ontology annotation, cellular component: mitochondrion. Gene Ontology annotation, biological process: tetrahydrofolate biosynthetic process; glycine biosynthetic process; folic acid metabolic process. Lineage: Eukaryota; Metazoa; Arthropoda; Insecta; Diptera; Culicidae. The record is from RefSeq and is a predicted model, not a curated record. The coding region runs from base 104 to 664 and encodes 186 amino acids. Gene Ontology annotation, molecular function: NADP binding; dihydrofolate reductase activity. The transcript has 2 exons.
CAAUAAUAUUAUCCCGUGUAAGAACUUCUACAGAUGACUGAUAGUCUGACCUACUUCAGCUUGAAUUAAGUGAAUUUGUAAACUUUGAGAACUUUAAAUAAUAAUGAAAAAGUUUUCUUUGAUUGUAGCCGUUUGUGAAAACGGUGGAAUUGGUAUCAAAGGUGAUUUGCCUUGGAAACUAAAACAAGAGCUCAAGCAUUUCUCUAGAAUUACAAAACGUAUAGCAAAUUCUAAUAAAAGAAACGCAAUCAUUAUGGGUCGUAAAACCUACUUUGGUGUUCCAGCAACGAAACGUCCUCUGCCGGAAAGACUAAAUAUAAUUUUAACACGCAAUCCAUGUUCUAAUGAUUAUCCUAGUGAAGUAGUAGUUUGUACCAGUAUGCAAGAAGCAUUGAGUAAACUUGGAGAGCCGCCAUUAGUGGACGAAAUAGAAAAUAUAUGGAUUGUAGGAGGUACCGCCGUGUAUAAAGAAGCUAUGUGUUCCCCACAAUGCCAUCGCAUUUAUUUAACAGAAAUUAAACAAAAAUUUGAAUGUGAUGCUUUCUUCCCAGAAAUAACCAAUGAUUUCAAGUUGGUAACGAAUGAUACCGAUAUCCCGACAGAAGUUCAAGAAGAAAAUGGUAUCAAAUAUCAGUACAAAAUAUACGAAAAGGUUUUAAGAUAA